AUGGUCCACGGUGCUCCUUUUUGGUGGGAGUUGGAGAGCAGUUACGCCGCUGCGGGACAGGCAAGUCGAGUUCAGCUCGAUGGGAAAAGGAUCGGGCAGCUGUCCGGGCAGCGAGCUCCAACCUGCGCCUGGGUUGAAGUUGUGGGCCCCUGGAUCGUGCAGGGGAGUGGGCCGCGCUCCAAGACGCGGCCCACUGGCCCAGAGAAAUACGACUUUGUGGAACUUUUGGACGGCAGCCGGCUCAUCGCCAAAGAGCACAGGUCAUCAGGAGAAGCAGACCUCAGGACACGCCUGGAACACCCGGUCAGUCUGCACCAGGCCGGCUUCAUCCAGUACCUGGACCAGGGAGUGUGGCAUCUGGCAUUCUACAACGAUGGAAAGAGCGCUGAGCAAGUUUCCUACAACACCAUCAUCCAGGAGUCUGUCACAGAGUGCACACACAAUUGUUACGGGAACGGGGAGUGUGUGGCCGGCUCAUGCCACUGCUUCCCCGGCUUCAUUGGCCCCUACUGCUCCAGAGCCGCCUGUCCGAUCCUGUGUAGUGGUAACGGCCAGUACACCAGGGGGCGCUGUCAGUGCUACAGUGGCUGGAAGGGCACAGAGUGUGACGUGCCGCUGUCCCAGUGUGUGGACCCGAUGUGCGGCGGCCACGGCCUUUGUGUGUCCGGGAACUGUGUGUGUAACAGUGGACACAAGGGUGCGAGCUGCGAGCAAGUGGACUGCUUGGACCCGUCCUGCUCCGGACAUGGGGCCUGUCAUCACGGCGAGUGCCACUGUAACCCUGGCUGGGGAGGACUGAGCUGCGAGGUCCUGAAGAGCACGUGUCCUGAGCAGUGCUCCAACCACGGAACCUUCAGCACCGACAGCGGCACCUGUGUGUGUGAAAGCAACUGGACCGGGACCGACUGCUCCAUCGAGGUGUGCGUGGUGGACUGCGGCCCGCGUGGCUCCUGCAUCAGCGGCGUGUGCCAGUGCGAGGAGGGCUGGGCGGGACCCGAGUGCGAGCUGAGAGACUGUCACCCACGAUGCAUUGACCAUGGAGUGUGCCGCGAGGGCAAGUGUGACUGCCACCAGGGCUGGACCGGGGAGCACUGCACCAUCGGAGCGGUCAAGAUAGGAUAUAAAGACGGCUGCCCGGGGCUGUGCAACAACAACGGGAGGUGUGUCCUGGACCAGAACGUGUGGCACUGCAUCUGCCAGUCAGGCUGGAGGGGUCUGGGCUGCGACGUAGCUACGGAGACACUCUGCUCCGAUGGGAAGGAUAACGAGGGCGAUGGCCUGGUGGACUGCAUGGACCCAGACUGCUGCUCUCAGAUGGCUUGUCAGGGGCAGCCAUACUGCCGCGGCUCGCCGGACCCCUCUAUUAUGGCGGCACAGCUCCAGAGCUCCGCCUCCUCACUACUACCCGCCUCCAAGGGCUUCUAUGAGCGUGUGAGCUUCCUCAUCGGCCCUGGAGGAAGCCAUGUUAUCAGCUUCGACAACCCCUUUAAUGCCAGCCUGGCGUCGGUCAUCAGGGGUCAGGUUCUCACUGGAGAUGGGACGCCGCUUAUCGGAGUCAACGUGUCUUUUCUACAUUAUCCUGAGUAUGGAUACACAAUCACCCGGCAGGACGGCAUGUUCGACCUUGUGGCGAACGGCGGCGCCUCCCUGACGCUGAGUUAUGAGCGCGCUCCAUUCCCCGGGGCGCGGCGCACUGUGUGGUUGCCCUGGGGCGUGUUUCAUGUGAUGGACACAGUGGUGAUGAAGAGGGAGGCCAACGACAUCCCCAGCUGCUACCUCACUGGGCUGCUCCGCCCGAACCCGCUCAUCUUGGCUACGCCGCUGUCCACGCUGUAUAAGACGUCUGAAGAAGACAGCCCCAUCAUCCCUGAGACACAGGUGUUGCACGAGCAGGUGGCUAUCCCGGGCAGUGAGCUGAACCUGGUCUACCUGAGUUCCAGAGCUCCAGGUUACAAACCCAUCCUCAAAGUGCUGCUAACCCAGGAGAAACUGCCCUUUGGCCUGAUGAAGGUGCACCUGAUGGUGGCUGUGAUGGGCCGACAGUUCCAGAAAUCCUUCCCCGCUUUCCCUGACCUCUCCUAUACUUUCAUCUGGGACAAGACGGACGCGUAUGGACAGAAGGUGUACGGACUGGCGCAGGCUGUGGUGUCUGUGGGAUACGAGUACGAGUCAUGUCUGGACGUGGUGCUAUGGGAGAAGAGGACGGCCGUGCUGCAGGGAUAUGAGCUGGAUGCCGCUAACAUGGGCGGAUGGAUGCUGGACAAGCACCACAUGCUGGACAUUCAGAACGGUAAGAGGAAUGACAAUUGCUGA
Messenger RNA from Knipowitschia caucasica, 2313 nucleotides. Lineage: Eukaryota; Metazoa; Chordata; Actinopteri; Gobiiformes; Gobiidae. The record is from the annotation of a GenBank genome assembly.